Molecule: messenger RNA, 2697 nt
Organism: Leptidea sinapis
Lineage: Eukaryota; Metazoa; Arthropoda; Insecta; Lepidoptera; Pieridae
Exons: 11
Coding region: 206-2263 (685 amino acids)
Cellular component (GO): nucleus; ribonucleoprotein complex; cytoplasm
Molecular function (GO): RNA binding; ATP binding; RNA helicase activity
Source: RefSeq, a predicted model, not a curated record
GUUAAAAUUAACACAAUAUGGCGGCUGUCCGGCGAAUGAAUUGAAUUUUAUCCAGUACUAAUAGAAGUGACUGUUUUCAGUUCUGAGCCAUCAUUUUUUAAUUGUGAUACUUAAAGUAGUGAUAAGUAGUAAAGUUUAGUGAUUUAAUUAAGUAUUGAAUAUUUGAAUUGUUUUGUAAUUGUCGUAUACAAAGAAAUUUGGAGAAAUGUACGACGAUAGACGUGGAGGUCGCGGUGGAAGCCGUGGUGGUCGUGGUGAUAGCCGAGGUUCUAGAGGCGGCCGUGGCGGCCGGGGCGGCAGCCGUUCACAAGAUAGAUCUGAAGAUAGAGGCAGUCGGUUCGGAGGCGGCGGACGUGGCAGAGAUGGUGGAGGCGGUGGACGCGGCUUUGGAGGACGGGGUCGUGGAGGUCGGGAUAACCGCGACGGUCGCGAUGACUUCCGUAGUAACUAUAAUAAAAAUGAUCAACCGGGCGGUGCUCUACGAAAGAUACGCUGGGACAACGUUCAACUAACGCCAUUCCAGAAGAACUUCUAUGUUCCUCAUCCAAAUACCGUAAGACGUACCAUAGCUGAAGUUGAAGCAUACAGAAGCCAGCAUCAGAUUACUGUCAAAGGCCGCGACGUUCCUCCGCCAAGUAUAUUUUUCGAUGAAGGUGGUUUCCCUGAUUAUGCCAUGAAAGAAAUAUUGAAGCAGGGAUUUCCUAACCCAACUCCAAUUCAAGCACAGGGUUGGCCCAUUGCUUUAUCCGGUAGAGAUAUGGUGGGCAUUGCUCAGACAGGUUCUGGCAAGACUCUUGCAUAUAUCUUGCCAGCUAUUGUGCAUAUCAUCAACCAGCCUCGCUUGCUCCGAGAUGAAGGCCCCAUUGUUCUUGUGUUAGCACCGACCAGGGAGCUUGCUCAGCAAAUCCAACAGACUCUGCUCUCAAUGAAUGGAAGUGAAGAGGCAAGGAACAGAAACCUGGGCGACUUGGACGUUGUGGCUACAGACUUUGGACAGAAUGUACAAGUAAGAAACACUUGCAUCUUUGGUGGUGCACCAAAAGGUCCCCAGGGAAGGAUGUUGGAGAGGGGAGUAGAAAUAGUGAUUGCUACGCCGGGCAGGCUCAUUGACUUUCUAGAGAGAGACACCACAAAUCUCCGUCGCUGCACAUACUUAGUGCUUGAUGAAGCAGACAGAAUGUUGGACAUGGGAUUUGAACCUCAGAUUAGAAAAAUAAUUGAACAAAUACGACCUGACAGACAGGUUCUCAUGUGGUCCGCCACAUGGCCCAAAGAAGUUAAAAACUUGGCCGAGGAGUUCCUCCAUGACUACAUACAGAUUAAUAUUGGGUCGUUGUCACUAUCUGCCAAUCACAACAUUCUGCAAAUUGUGGAUAUCUGCGAAGAUUGGGAGAAGAAUGAGAAACUGCUGACCCUUCUCAACGAAAUAUCAUCAGAGGAAGAAACCAAGACAAUCAUAUUUGCUGAAACUAAGAGAAAGGUUGAUGAGAUAACAAAGACAAUAAACCAAGCGGGGUGGCGCGCGCUCGCCAUACACGGCGACAAGAACCAACAAGAUCGAGACUAUGUUCUGGGGCAGUUCCGACAGUAUUCAGGAGGAAUUCUGGUCGCUACGGACGUCGCGGCUCGGGGUCUCGACGUGGAGGAUGUGAAGUUCGUGAUCAACUACGACUACCCCAAUAACUCAGAGGACUACGUGCAUCGCAUCGGGCGCACGGGCCGCUCACACAACACCGGCACCGCCUACACGCUCUUCACGCCCAACAACUCCGCCAAGGCAAGAGAUCUAAUGUCGGUGCUACAAGAGGCCAACCAGGUGGUGAACCCGAAACUGUUGGAGUUGGCCCAGUGUGGGACUGGAUUCAAGGGGAAAUAUAAUCGAGGUCGAGGCGGCGGGGGCUACCGCGACCGCGACGAGGACGGCGGCGGGCGUGGUCGAGGGCGUGGCGGACGAGGCAUGGGGCGUGGCCGCGGGGACUCCAGAGGUUCAAGAUGGGAUAACAAUGACUCGUCGAACGGUUUCCAAAGCUCGGGUUUUAGGUCUCGCGACCAGAGCCGAGAUUCUUCUGGCUUCAGAGGCCGUGGAGGGAGGGGUGGGGGCGUGAGCCGCGGCCGAGGCGGCUUCCAGGGCGGCCAGAGCCAGCCCAGCUUUGGCCAGGCCCCGCCCAGCUACAGCCAGAGCCAGCCGGCAUACGGACAAAGUGGCGCCGGUUUCACCCCUCAGAAUAGCUACUACAACAUGUACUCGCAACCUCAGAGCUAAUUAUAUCACGGAAUCAAUGAGGGCAGAUAUAUAUGUUGGGGUUGCUAAGUACAUUCAAAAUACAAUAGACGAAAAAGAUAAAUAACGUGUCGGUGUAAUCUCAAUUCAGUAUUCGUUAAAUGGCUUGGUGAAUAACUAAUUAUGAUCUACACUGCAAAUGGUCUAUAUUAUUCUAUAAUCAAAUUAGUCUUAAUUUUACAUUUUAAACAUAAUUCACAGGGUAAUUUGAUUUUGCGAUGCUAUUCCACAGGUCUUGCUAUUUAUUUAACAAAAAAAAUGCAUUUUCUCACAUUUAGUACUUGGUUGCAUCCUAUAUAAAAUAUUGGCCAUUUUGAUAGUAUAGUGUAGGGAGCGAAUUAUUUGAGGUACUUAUAUGACAUUCCCUGGCAAUAGUUGUUUUAAGAUUCAAUUCACCUAAUAAACAUUUUAAAAUA